This is a messenger RNA of Gadus chalcogrammus (walleye pollock), 1419 nucleotides long. RefSeq names its product G-protein coupled receptor 84-like. The record is from RefSeq and is a predicted model, not a curated record. Gene Ontology annotation, molecular function: urotensin II receptor activity. Lineage: Eukaryota; Metazoa; Chordata; Actinopteri; Gadiformes; Gadidae. Bases 1 to 1419 code for a protein of 472 amino acids. The transcript has 4 exons. Gene Ontology annotation, cellular component: membrane. Gene Ontology annotation, biological process: neuropeptide signaling pathway.
AUGGAGCCAUCGGCUUGGAGGGACGCCUCAACAAGAAAUCUGACCCAUGAUUCGGACUCAGUUAACCAGACCUACUUCUCCUGCUACCACCCCCUGGUGGUGGAAUACCGCUACUUUGCCGUGUUGUGGGGGUGCCUGGUCACGAUCACUGGCACCGUGGGGAACCUGAUGACCGUCCUGGCCUUCGCCACUGACCCGUGCGUCCGGACCCGCUUCAACGUGCUGAUCGUCAACCUGGCGCUGGCCGACCUGCUGUACUGCGCGCUGCUGCAGCCCGUCACCACCGACUCCUACCUGCACCUGCGGUGGCGAGGCGGCGCGCUGGGCUGCCGGGCCUACGGCCUGCUCCUCUCCGUCUCCAACGCCGUGUCCGUCCUCACGCUCUGCCUGAUCGCCGUGAGCCGCUACCUCCUGGUGCAGCGGAGGUCCACCUUCGAGCGGCUCUUCUCCGCCCGCGGCCUGCUGCUCCUGCUGCCCUCCACCUGGGCCCUGGGCCUGGCCAGCUUCGGCCCGCUCUGGCCCAUGUACGUCUUCGUGCCUCUGGUCUGCACCUGCAGGUACCACGGGACGCUGCUCCGCCCCUACGCCACCGUCCUGCUCCUCCUCUACUUCUUCGCGGGUUUGUUCUGCGUGGGCGUCUUCUACCUGCUGAUCUACCGGAGGGUCCGCCUGGCGGCCCGGGCCGUCCUCCGCCACCGGCCCAGCCGACGCUCCUCCAGGAAGAGGGUCGCUCCGGCGGCCGGGACGGAGGACGACAGCGGCGUCAGCCAGGGGGAACUGCCCGCACACAGGGCCGGAGACACGUGGUACAAGGAGCCGGGGGAACCACAGCCGACUCGCUCUGCCCUGGACUCGCACACGGCCAGGGCAAGGGCCUCCCCAGAGGAGUCAGCCACAACCCCGUCAGCCACCACCCCUCCGGCUUUGACCCCACCCCCUCCGUCCACCUCCCCUCCGUCUACGACCCCUCCAUCCACGACCCCCCCCCAUGCGACCGUGAGCUCCGGGGGCGACGAGUUAAAGCGGGUGACCCGAAUGUGUUUCGCCGUCUUCCUGUGUUUCGUGUUCUGCUUCGUCCCGGUCGUGCUGCUGAACCUGGCCGACCAGAGGGACCGCGCUCCGCAGAUCCUCCACAUGUUCUGCGUCAACCUGACCUGGCUCAACAGCUGCGUCAACCCGCUGCUCUACGCUGUGAUGAACCCCCAGUUCCGCCGGUCCUACCACCUGCUGCUCACCAGGGCCUUCUCGCCCCUGGGCCGUCUCUGGAGGGCCCUGAGGAGCAGGGAACCCCCUCAGCCUGCUGCAGCCCGCCCCGGGUCCCAUGCGUACCGCGCACGGCCACAUCCUCUUCGCCCCCUACUGACCGGACCGGGGGGGCCCGGCGGGGAGAAGCACACUGUGAAGCCCACGGACCGGUGA